Epinephelus fuscoguttatus (brown-marbled grouper) is the source of this 2537-nucleotide messenger RNA. RefSeq lists its product as uncharacterized. The transcript has 2 exons. Bases 142 to 1791 code for a protein of 549 amino acids. The record is from RefSeq and is a predicted model, not a curated record. NCBI's taxonomy places the organism in Eukaryota, Metazoa, Chordata, Actinopteri, Perciformes, Serranidae.
CUCCGAGACUACUUUGAGCUCUCGACUCUCCAACCAAAUUCUACUCACUGACCGUUCCAAGGGUCAAACGCUGCACCAACGAACCAGCCUCCUGAGCAUCCAUUCCACGGGCAGAUCAGCUCCCCGAGCCUCCUUCCAGUCAUGAGGAGUUCAGACCUGCUGUUCCUGCUGUUGAUGUCCUCCUGCCUUCCUGUCUUGAGCGCUCCACCAGGUGAUUCCACGGACUCUUCUCUUGACGAGGAACAACCGAACCAACAAUCCAAAAAAGAACAAGCCAAAGAAGUGUUUAAAAAGUUUGGAAAUUUGUUUAAGCAAAACUAUAAGGGGGUUGGACAGGUACUUGUUAACAGUAUAGAGCCAUUGCCAGUAGUUGGGCCACCCCUUGCUGCAGCGAUCAAAACCUUUCUGCUACUAAUACCAGAGGCAGACAAACUGAAUGCUAUCAAAUCUGAACUUCAAGGUCUUCAUUUUAAACUGGAAACCUUUCGUGCAGAAUUAAAAUGGGACGCCUGGGCAGCUGGUGCCUACCAAAUUCCAAUCAACAACAUAGAGAAAGCCUGGAUUAAAUACAUUGAGUUAGUGAGUAGUUAUAAAACUACUAACACAGAAAAGGAGGCUCUCAAACAGAAGUUUGUCACAUUUUACAGCCAGUAUGCAGACAGCACUUUGGUCUUACACCAGUUCUUGACAGCUAACCAUGCAUCUAUAACACAAAACCUUGGAGACCUGCUGGCUGAUAGAUUAAGAUGUCAUGAAAAAGAUAUCAAAGUCCAGUUUUUGUAUCUGAAUGAACUUAUGUGUAAAGGCAACAUGCUCAAUGAGGAGUACUAUGAAUUCACAGGCACAAACACCAAUGCCAGGGUUAAUGCUCUCCACAAGAUUGCAUCCCAGUCUGCCUCAGCUUUGACGACAUCACACCAGCGCUGCUUAUCUGAUAGUGCUGCGUACAUAGAAAGGGACAUCUUUGAGCGCAUUGAUGACACAAAAAAACAUGGAGAAAUAGAGCGACAUAUCAGGGAAUUUUUGGCCGAAACUUAUGACAGGUAUGACUGGAUGGUUGUUGCAUUUAUGACCCACAACUCAAAGCAUGACCUAUUAAUACUAAACAGACAUGUUGUGUCAGGAUUUACGAAGGUAGAGAGAGGAACAGUUACAGUGGCUGUAGCCAAACAGGUUAAAGGCGGUUACACCAAGACUGCCGCUAUUAAAAAAGCCAUUACAAAGUGCUUACCUCAGAGCUUUAAAAAUUGUUUAAAUGUAGCAGAGAAACUACAAAAAUGUCAGGAAACCAUUUAUGGAAAACGCUUGUCCCAGACAUACACAGCAGUGCAUGCCUUUAAAAAGGAAAGAAAAACACUUGAAGAUGAUGAGGACUCUGUUACCCCAGUAAGCUCAUCUCUGACCAACCACCUCUUUACCAGGGACUGUGGGAAACUUUUGGGGAAGUUUACCAUCUUUAUUAAAAGUGAUGAAGAGCUAGGGAGCAGAGAAGAACUCUGCUCUGAAGUAAACUGUGGACAAAAUGGCAAGUGUGUUGUAGUGCAAGGAACCUUCAUAGCAAUUUGUGAGUGCCAAUACCCAUACUAUGGUGAGCGCUGUGAAAUGAGACUGGAGAGUUGUAAGAGAAGCCUCCAGCAGGGACUAGUAAGCAGAACCCAAAGCCCAAACCUUAGAUCUCAGCAGAGCACCCCACGCCGUUCUUCUAAUCAUGGGUCUCGGCAGAGCAUCAUAAAUGGCUUUGCUGACCGUCUAAGCAGGAAACCGAAAGGAGCUCUGCAACUGGAAUAUUGAGCAAUAGCUCUCCACAGCGCAUACUGCAGGGCUCUGGACAGUCGUUUUGUGGUUCUCAUUUUGUAGAUGAAACCACUGAAUUUUUCUAAAGUCUUCUGUCUCCUAAAACAUUAAGAUUUAGAGUCUAUAGUCAUGCUAGCAGCUCUGCUAUUCUGUACUUGGGCACAGCAAUGCUUUGAGUUAAAUGGUAACAUCAGCAUGCUAACAUGUUUAAUGACAAUGACAACAUGCUGACGUUGUCAUGACUACCAUGAUCAUCGUUGUAGAAAACUAACAAAGAAAAGGUUUAGAUGAAAUGAUAAUAUAAAAAUACACAUUUGUUCUAACGACAUGUGAAAAGUUCGAUUACAUUCAAUUCUAAAAAUGUAACAGUGAUUUAUGCUCUUUAUUGAUGUGAUGACUCGCUUACAACUUUGUGUGACCUAUGCUGAUGUAAUCACCCACUGUCCAGAAUAAUCUUGCAUGGAUUUGAAAAAAAGAAGUUGAGAUUCUUUUGAGCUUUGAGCCUUAAAUUGCUGGCUAAUAAAAUUUGUUUUCAAUGUAAAUGUUGUUUUACUUGUUUGAAAAAAAAUGCUCUUAAAAUAAAGUUUCAAGUUUUUGCUGUAAUGAAGAAAUAAUGGAAAUGGAUAUGCCUAACUGGCAUGCUGUACAUGUACAUACUGCACAAUUUGAUAAACAAAUGCUAUUGUUUGUGCUAAUGUUCGUAUUGAGUGAGGACAGACAGCAGAAUGUAAUAGUCUCAUUUG